Messenger RNA from Suncus etruscus (white-toothed pygmy shrew), 3408 nucleotides. RefSeq names its product anoctamin 5 (gene ANO5). The transcript has 21 exons. Gene Ontology annotation, cellular component: plasma membrane. NCBI's taxonomy places the organism in Eukaryota, Metazoa, Chordata, Mammalia, Eulipotyphla, Soricidae. The record is from RefSeq and is a predicted model, not a curated record. Gene Ontology annotation, biological process: chloride transmembrane transport. Bases 1 to 3408 code for a protein of 1135 amino acids. Gene Ontology annotation, molecular function: chloride channel activity; protein dimerization activity.
AUGGAGCCUCAGAAGCAAGAGAACCAAGAGAGCGGCUUAACGCUGUUCACAUCCUUCACAGAUGGAGGGGAGACCUCCACCUUGGGCCCGGAGGCGUCGACCACCGCAGUAGAGGACCAGGAGGGAACCCAGGGGGGGUUAAACCGGGCAGGCCCGGAGAGACGUAGAAAAAGGGUGCGGAGGCUGCUGCCCCAAGGGGCGGAGAACCAGUGGGAAACCCCGGAAUGGCACACGACCGACCAGACUGAUUCCAGGGACGGGGAUCCCGAGUCUUCCAGCGGAGAGGAGGAGAAGGCGCAGGCCGUGGGCAGGGAGCAACCAUGGGUGAAGUCGACCUCCUCCUCCCCCAGUAAGAGAAGCCAGAGGCGAGUCGGGAAGAGCCGAGCCUGGGGGAAGUUGGGCAAAGUGGAGGCGAAGAACUUCCAGCAGCCGCAAUUCUUUAAGGUGGUGAGCCAAGGCCGGGAGACGAACCAAGGGGCGGAGAGAAGACCCAGGCGCUACAAGAGGACGCGCUUUCGGAGGAGCAAGGAGGAGUGGGUGGUCCAGCCGGAGACGCAACGCGCCUCGGAGAACACCCGAGACUACCAGAGAACCUCCUAUGCUUCGGUGCCCGGACGCGGCUCCUACUCUAAGCGUUGGUGCAAGACCGAGUGGGGUCCUGUUUUCUGCUCAUCGGGCAUCAGUGUUUAUAACGAGCUGGCCAAGUUGGGUGACCCAAAUGUUCUGGAAAUGUUGGAGGAGGAAGUGCCAGACUCCAAAGCUUCCCAGGCAGCCAUAACCCCCAGCCAUCUGCAAGAGACUCUGCCUUCUGCAAAACGAUACAAUCUGUUCCUGACAAAGCGUCUUAUGUUUAUGAAAGAACUGCAAUGUCAAAGUUCUAUCUUCUUUAGAGAUGGAAUUAGGCAAAUUGAUUUUGUGCUUUCCUAUAUUGAUGAUCAGAAAAAAGAUGGAGAUAUAAAGGCAGAAAGAAGAAAAGUGUUUGAAAACAAUCUCAGAAAAAUAGGUCUUGAUUUGGAAAUUGAAGACAAAAUGAACUCUGAAAAUGGAAAAACUUAUUUUGUCAAGAUUCAUGCCCCUUGGGAAGUCUUAGUUACUUAUGCUGAAGUGUUGGGGAUGAAAAUGCCAAUUAAGCAAGAAUUUAUUCCCCGAGUUGAGAGAACCUCUUACCGGUACUCAAUUAUACCAUUUAGAUUCCCAAAGAAAGUGAAAAUUCUGUAUCCUGAAUCAGAUUGUUUGACUGCCCAAUUCAGCAGAUAUCGUCAGGAACUCUUCUGUAUUGAGGACAAGACCAAAUUCUUUCCAAACUCAUCAAGAAACAGAAUUGUAUAUUAUAUUCUCUCACGGUGUCAUUUUGGUGAAGAAGAUGGAAAUAAAAAGUUUGGAAUUGAAAGAAUGCUAAAUUCUAACACUUACAAAUCUGCCUUUCCACUCCACGAUGGCCAAUACUGGAAGCCUUCCCAACCUUCUGGUCCUGCCAAUGAAAGGUACACACUUUGCCAGAAGUGGGCUCAUUUUUCUCAUUUUUAUAAGGAGCAGCCUUUAAAUUUGAUUAGGGAUUAUUAUGGAGAAAAAGUUGGCAUAUAUUUUGUCUUUCUUGGAUACUACACAAAAAUGCUGAUCGUUGCUGCUAUUGUUGGCCUUUUAUUUUUUCUUUAUGGCUUAAUUUCAGUAAAUCAAAAUGUAGUCAGCAAUGAAAUCUGUGAUCCUAACAUUGGAGGUCAGAUUAUCAUGUGUCCACUCUGUGAUGAACUAUGUGAAUACUGGAGAUUAAAUACUACCUGUUUGGCUUCAAAGCUCCAUCAUUUAUUUGAUAAUGAAUCAACAAUAUUCUUUGCAAUAUUUAUGACAAUUUGGGUCACAUUGUUUAUGAAAUUUUGGAGACAACGACAGGCAAGACUAGGAUGUGAGUGGGAUCUAGUGGAUUUUGAAGAGGAACAUCAGCAACUUCAGCUGAGACCUGAAUAUGAAGCUCUGUGUAAAAAAAAGAAAGUAAAUUUUAUUACUGAGGAAUUGGAGCCUCACAUGCCUCUACAUAACCGUCUUAAAUGGUACUUUUUAUCAGGAGCCACAGUGCUAUUUUCAAUGUCCCUUAUCAUUGGGUGUAUGGUAGCUGUGAUCAUAUACCGUCUCUCAGUAUUUGCUUCAUUUGCUUCCUUCAUUGAAAGUGAAUCAUCCUUACAUCAAGUGAAAAGUAUCAUUACACCCCAGAUAGCUACAUCACUUUCUGGAUCAUGCUUGAACUUUAUUGUCAUCUUGAUCUUGAAUUUCUUUUAUGAUCAAUUUUCUGUCUGGAUUACAAAUAUGGAAAUUCCUCGAACUUACCAGGAAUAUGAGAGCAGUCUUACCUUGAAAAUGUUCCUGUUUCAGUUUGUAAAUUUUUACUCGUCCUGCUUUUAUAUAAUUAUCUUUAAAGGAAAGUUUGUGGGCUAUCCUGGAAAAUACCAGUACUGGUUUAACACAUGGAGAAAUGAAGAGUGUGAUCCUGGAGGUUGUCAAAUAGAAUUAACAACUCAGUUACUUAUCAUAAUGACUGGGAAGCAGCUCUUUGGAAAUAUUAAAGAAGUCUGUUAUCCCAUGACAAAAAAUUGGUGGAGAAGACGAAAAGUUAAAUCCAACUCUCAAAAGCUGUAUACUCGUUGGGAGCAGGACGAUGACCUUGAAUACUUUGGGUCUAUUGAACUAUUCUAUGAUUACUUGGAAACAGUUAUUCAAUUUGGAUUUGUUACAUUAUUUGUGGCUUCUUUCCCUUUGGCUCCUCUACUUGCACUCUUGAAUAAUAUUAUAGAGAUACGAGUGGAUGCCUGGAAACUUACUACUCAGUACCGGAGACCUGUAGCUGCUAAAGCUCAUAGUAUAGGUGUUUGGGAAGACAUUCUCCUUGCAAUGGGGAUCCUUUCUGUUGUAACUAAUGCUUACAUUAUUGCCUUCACAUCGGACAGGAUUCCUCGUUUAGUUUACAAAUUUACCCACUCAAAAGAUCCUGAUGAACCUCUGAGAGGAUAUGUCAACAACAGCCUGUCUGUAUUCCUCAUAGCUGAUUUUUCAAACCGAUCAGUACAUACUCCGUCUCAAAAGAAAAACUUCACUACUUGCAGAUACAAAGAUUUCAGAUUACCUCCUGAUCAUGAACAGAAAUAUGAACAUAGUAGGGAGUACUGGCAUACCCUGGCUGCAAAGUUUGCCUUCGUCAUAAUUAUAGAACACAUAGUGUUCUUAAUUAAAUUUGCGUUGGAUUGGAUUAUUCCUGACAUUCCAAAAGAUGUUAAAAUCAAACUGAAGAAGGAAAAGCUAAUGACGGUUAAGUUGAUCCAUGACUUUGAGUUAAAAAGAAUGAAAGAGAGCUUGAUAUCAAAGAGUGAUGACUCAAGCAAAGAUAGCUCUACUAAGGAAAAUUUACAAGAGACCUAA